UCCACAUGUUGUGGGCCAAAAAUGAACAAAUAAAUAAAACCCAAAUGAGUCUAAUCAUAGUUCCCUGACAGCCUAGCGGAUAAGGAAUUGUCCUUGUCACUGCUGUGGUGUGUGUUCGAUCCCUACCUGGGGAAUUUCUGCAUGCCCCAGGCAUGGCCAAAAAAUAAAGUCUAAUGAAAGAUACAAAGAGAGCUUAAUGUACAAAAUGUAAAAUUAAGAGUUCCCGUUAUGGUGCAACAAGAUCGGCAGUGUCUCGGACUUCCCAGGUGGCUCAAAACAAGCUCGGCAGUCUCUGCAGCACCAGAACCCGGGUUAACCCAGCCCAACACAGAAGGAUCUGAUGAUGCCGGAGGUCGCAACUGCGGCUUAGAUAGGACCCCUGGCCCAGGAACUCUAUAUGCCUUGGGGUGGCCAAAAAGGAAAAACAAAAGACCAAAGAAAUGUAAAAUUGUAUUGGACGGUUGAUAUCCUGUUCUUUUAGGGAGGCAGGGCGGGGUCGGGAGGAAAAACCUUGCAGUAGGAGGGAUGGGCUGGAGAGUUGCCCAAUCAAGGGUCAGGAGAAACUUUGCAAACCGCCCCUUCAAGCAGCGGAGCCCCGCACCACCGUCCAAUCAGAUCUCGGGACCCAGGAGCACAGUCCAAUCAGAGCCGGGGGCGGGCGCAAUUUCGGCCCACAAGGACUUGGCGCUCAGCCCCAGGUGUAUCGCCUCCAUCGUUCUCACCUGCCCAGGUCGCGGAGCCGCGGCGAGGACGCCGGGGAGAGCCCAGAGCAAGGCGGAUAUGGGCUCUGUGGUCUUUGAAGACGUGGCUGUGAACUUCACCCUGGAGGAGUGGGCUUUGCUGGACCCUGCUCAGAGGAGGCUCUACAGAGAUGUGAUGCUGGAGACCUGCAGGAACCUGGCCUCCGUGGGUGAGGAGGGCUUCGCCCGUGCACUUAGUCCUUCAGGGAACAGGCAUUUCUCAUCAGUGCUGUUGCCAGACUUGAAAUGUGGGAAAAGCGAUUAUGAGACAUUGUCUAAAGCCAGCAAGUCAGUUGCUCAGCAAGAUACAUCUGAGGAAAAAAUCUGUCACAAACAGAAAAUAGAAAAAUUCACAAAAUAUAAUUCUUGUGCUGACAUUUUAGGAGAGUGUGGGGAAGAUCACAGUACUGGAGCUCAGAGAAACCAGGGCAGGCAUCUGAGCAGAAAUCACAAUGUGGGCAGAUUCUGUAAACCUAGCGAAGGAAAGCAACGUGGAGAAACCUGCAGUCACGUUCCCACUCUUCACCUGUACAAGACUCUUUCUUCCAGAAUCAAACCAUAUAAAUGCCCCAGAUGUGGGAAAGAAUUCAGGCAUCUUUCUUCCAUUUCAAGGCAUGUCAGAGCUCAUCAUGGACCAAAACCCUGUCCAGGUCAGGAGUGCAGUCAGGCCUGUGUCUGUCCCUCAAACCGAAGAACGCACACAAGAGAGAAGGCCUCUGUGUGUAAGUUAUGUGGGAAAGCCUUUCCUCAUUCCUACUCCCUUGCGCAGCACAUCCUGAUUCAUGCCACAGAGAGAAACUCUGAAGGCAGGCAGUGUGGGAAAACCCUCAGUGAGUCCUCCAGUCCUGCUAGACACGUGCAGACUCCUACUGGAGGGAAGCUGUAUCAAUGUAAGGAGUGUGAGAGAGCUUUCGUGUAUCCCUCCACGUUUCAAAGACACAUGAUAACACACAGCAAGAAGCCCCACAAAUGUGAAGUAUGUGGGAAAACCUUCCUUCAUCUCCAGUCUCUUCAAAGACAUGAAAAGGUUCACACUGGAGAGAAGCCCUAUGAAUGUAAGGCAUGUGGGAGAGCAUUCAUCUGGCCCGGAAGCUUUCAAGAACACAUGAGAACGCACACGGGAGAGAAUCUCUCUAACUGCGAAAACUGUGGGAAAGCUUUCACUUCUCUCAGAUCCUUCCGUGCCCACAUGGCAACUCAUACAGGACAGAAACCUUACGAGUGUCAACAGUGUGGAAAAGGCUUCAGUUGGCUCUCAUCCUUUCAGAAACACGUAAGAAGGCACCAUGAAGAGAAACUGUGAAAAUGUGGGAACGCUUUUGCUGCUUUUGGAGCCUUUCAGAAGCACCUGGGGACUCUCAAUGGAGAGAAACACAAAUGCACACAGUGUGGGAAAGCUUUCAUUCAAUCUUCAUCCUUAAAAAAUCACAUGAAGGUACACACUGGGUAGCAGCACAGUGACUGCGUGUGAUGCUCAAAAGCCUUAAGUCAUUCUGUCUAGAGGGAAAUCUUACAAUUAAGUAACGUUAGACACUUGUGCUAAUUCAUGUAUACAGCUCCAGAAAAUUCAUACCAGGGGAAAAAAUGAUAGAAGUUGGAAAUACAGUAUUGUCAAACUCUUUGUUCAGCUAUAAAUUUGAAUACUGUUUUUUUUUCCCCUGAUUUUUGCAGUUAAUAUUUUUUCAUUUUAAAGGUUAUUGGAAUUGUAGUGAUUGGAAAUGUGCUUUUUUAAAAUUCCUUUUAGGGCUGCACCUGCGGCAUCAGAGU
Messenger RNA from Phacochoerus africanus (Common warthog), 2507 nucleotides. RefSeq names its product zinc finger protein 57-like. The record is from RefSeq and is a predicted model, not a curated record. Gene Ontology annotation, biological process: negative regulation of transcription by RNA polymerase II. Gene Ontology annotation, molecular function: DNA-binding transcription repressor activity, RNA polymerase II-specific. The coding region runs from base 526 to 2043 and encodes 505 amino acids. The transcript is spliced from 4 exons. Lineage: Eukaryota; Metazoa; Chordata; Mammalia; Artiodactyla; Suidae.